Messenger RNA from Vicia faba (fava bean), 1323 nucleotides. NCBI's taxonomy places the organism in Eukaryota, Viridiplantae, Streptophyta, Magnoliopsida, Fabales, Fabaceae. The record is from the annotation of a GenBank genome assembly.
AUGAAGUGCUUUUACUUCAAGUUUACACUCAAGGGUAGGGGUCAGAGAUCAGCACCUGAGCUAAAAGAGCAAGAGAAAAGCCAGUUUUCAGGAUCUGAAAGAGUUACAAAGUCUUCUUGUUCAUCUACCUCUUCACCUAGAGGUAUACCAAAACUUUAUGAAGAGAAGGGUCACAAUUUGAGGGUGUUUUCGUUCUCGGAGCUUAAACGUGCAACAAGUGAUUUCAAUAGGCUUCUUAAGAUAGGUGAAGGUGGAUUUGGAAGUGUUUUUAAAGGUUCAAUUAAGCCUGUUGGUGGAAAUGGUGAGAAUGUCUUGGUUGCCAUCAAAAGACUUAACAAAGAUGCAUUGCAGGGUCAUAAGCAAUGGUUGACAGAAGUUCAGUUUCUCGGUGUUGUGGAGCAUCCAAAUCUUGUGAAGCUUAUUGGAUAUUGUGCUUUGGAUGGUGAGAGAGGGAUCCAAAGAUUACUCGUGUACGAAUACAUGCCGAAUAGAAGCUUAGAAGCUCAUCUUUUCAAUAAAGCUUAUGAUCCUGUGCCUUGGAAAACAAGACUUGAAAUUGCACUUGGAGCAGCUCAAGGCUUAUCUUAUCUCCAUGAAGAAUUAGAAGUCCAGGUGAUAUAUCGUGAUUUUAAAUGCUCAAAUGUGCUACUGGAUGAAAAUUUUAAACCAAAACUUUCUGAUUUCGGACUCGCUAGGGAGGGACCGGUAGCGGGUGAUACUCAUGUUUCAACUGCUGUAAUGGGAACACAUGGUUAUGCUGCUCCGGAUUACAUUGAAACAGGCCAUCUCACUUCCAAGAGUGACGUGUGGAGUUUCGGUGUCGUGCUAUACGAAAUACUCACCGGUAGGCGUUCGUUGGCAAGAAACCGGCCAAAAACCGAACAAAAACUAUUGGAAUGGGUGAAGAACUAUCCAUCUGAUAGCAAAAAUUUCGACACGAUAAUGGAUCCAAGACUUGAAAGACAGUAUUCAAUCAACGCGGCGAGAAAAAUCGCAAAGCUCGCUGAUCAUUGUCUGCGUAAGAGCGCCAAAGAUAGGCCUGCAAUGAGUCAGGUGGUAGAGAGAUUGAAGCAAAUAAUACAAGAAUCUGACGAAGAACAAGAACAAGAAAAAGAACAAGAUGAACACGACUCCAAUGAGAUGAACAUUGUUGAGGUAGUUGAAAAUGAAUCGGUUGAGCCGCCUCUAGAAGAGACGAAAUCGUCGGGCUCGACUGAGUUAUGGAGAAAGAGAAUGGAACAUCUUGCAAAACUUGGUGAGCAUGUGGAGGGUGCUAGUAGAAAAAGGUUCAUGAUCCAACAGAGAGCUAAUGUUUCUUCUUAG